CGCCCCGCCCCCCUGGACCGGAAGGACUCUCUGGCGUUUCCGGUGGUCGGCGACUCUGUUGGUUGCCUGGGUGAUGUCGUGGAUUCAAGCUGCUCAGGCCGGUGGGAAAGCUGGAGACCAGGACGACGUGUUUGACGAGGAAGCAGACGAGUCGCUUCUGGUACAGCGGGAAUGGCGGAGCCACAUGCAGAGACGAGUCAAAGAAGGUUAUAGAGAUGGAGUAGAUGCUGGUAAAGCAGUUGCUCUUCAACAGGGCUUCAAUCAAGGCUAUAAGGAAGGUGCAGAAGUCAUUAUGAACUAUGGACAACUCAGAGGAACAUUGAGCGCUCUGCUCUCCUGGUGUCACCUUCAUGAUAAUAGUUCAACUCUGAUCAGUAAGAUAAAUAAUCUCCUGGAUGCAGUGAGCCAGUGUGAAGAAUAUGUGCUCGCGCAUCUGAAAUCAGUCCCUCCCCAGCCCAAUGUUGGAGAUUUAUUGGACUCCAUUGAGGAUAUGGACCUUUGUCAUGUAGUUCCAGCUGAGAAGAUGGAUGAAGCUAAAGAUGAAAGACUCUAUGAAAAUAAUGCUGAGUUUAACAAAAACUGUGGCAACAGUCCUAGCAGGGCAGAUUGUUCAUAUUUAGAAGGCUGCAGAACACAAGAACCUGCACAUUCUGCAAACCCAAUCCUCCCCUGGAUUUUAGAACAGACAGCCAGUUUAGUUACACAGCUGGGAAUCUCAGUUGACGUAUUACAGCACCUCAAACAACUUUGAAAAUUAUCUUCCCUGAAAGCAAUGUUCAGAAUAUUUCUUAGACUACUUUGUUUCCUAAUGUAUCCAAAAUCUGUACUGGGUUCUACAUUGAAUACUUUGCCUGUAGUUGUCCUUCAUGAAGUUUGAAAUGUCUCCACUAUGAACACUAUUAAAUGUAAUAUAAACCACUUUA
Molecule: messenger RNA, 923 nt
Organism: Heterocephalus glaber (naked mole-rat)
Lineage: Eukaryota; Metazoa; Chordata; Mammalia; Rodentia; Bathyergidae
Gene: Yae1
Product: YAE1 maturation factor of ABCE1
Source: RefSeq, a predicted model, not a curated record